AGAGUCUGCAGGUGGCAGUACGGGACAUGCUAAAGGGCCGGGGGUCAACCACACCUCUCCCUUCCUCACCCUAGCAGCGCAGAGGAUUGCCUAUGGGCGCAGUGCAAGCGCGUUCAUGUCACAGGGGAGUGAGAGCAUGGCGAGUGAAGGGAGGCAAGUGAAUGCUGGUGGCGGUGUUGGAGGAGAUGGUAGCGCGCAACCCCCACCCACCCGUCCUCUCCCUCCUCUCCCAUUCUCCUUCUCCUCUCAGAUGCUGAUAACGGUAUUGGAGGAGAUGGUAGCGCGCAACGUGCUGGCCAAUGCCAUUGCCGUGCUGCCAGUCAAGUCGCUCAGCCGCUUCCUGCAGUUCUGCCGAAACACAGGUGGUGGGGGCGGAGGUGGUGUUUGUUGUUCAUUCCUCCUGUCCUGUCCAUAUUUCCCCCCUCCCCCAGUCCCACAUGCUGGCGCAGGUGGUGGGGGCGGAGGCGCAUGCUUCCGUCUAUUCAUCCCCUUCCUCGUCUUUCCCCCUUUUGCGCCCCCCCUCCCCCAGUUUCACAUGCUAGCGCAGGUGGUGGGGCGGAGCGCAGGUGGUGGGGGCGGAGGCGCAUGCGCUGGCAGAGCUGGCGGAGCUGCAGGGCUUUGUGCUGCCGCUGCUGCGCACCUCCACUGCUGCCAGCCUGCCACCGCCACCGCCACUUCAGAGGUCGAUGCCAUCGCCGCUGCUGCCACCCUCCAGGGAGGAGGCAUGGAGGAUGGUGUGGCUCUGCUCUUUUGUGUGCCUUAG
Closterium sp. Naga37s-1 is the source of this 763-nucleotide messenger RNA. Lineage: Eukaryota; Viridiplantae; Streptophyta; Zygnematophyceae; Desmidiales; Closteriaceae. The record is from the annotation of a GenBank genome assembly.